Fopius arisanus is the source of this 3727-nucleotide messenger RNA. RefSeq names its product Valyl-tRNA synthetase (gene ValRS). The record is from RefSeq and is a predicted model, not a curated record. The coding region runs from base 210 to 3665 and encodes 1151 amino acids. The transcript has 2 exons. Gene Ontology annotation, biological process: valyl-tRNA aminoacylation. Gene Ontology annotation, cellular component: cytosol. Gene Ontology annotation, molecular function: ATP binding; valine-tRNA ligase activity; aminoacyl-tRNA deacylase activity. NCBI's taxonomy places the organism in Eukaryota, Metazoa, Arthropoda, Insecta, Hymenoptera, Braconidae.
UAUCUACAAUUUGUCUAACCUGUCGUUGAAACCCUUUUUCCUCCAACUUUCACAACGCGGACACGCGAUAGUAUCAAAAUCACGCGAAAUGAUUCGUCGAAUCCAUUGAGAUUAUCAUCAACAAAUUAAAAAAUCGAUCAAUAUUAUCGAAGGUUGACGCUUGAAUUAGAUCACCGGAGUUAUCGAGUAUAUUUUCUAUAUUAUUAAAAAUGGUGGAGACAAAUAGCGAUCAGCCCGGCGAGGAUGGACCUCCGAAAACAGGGAAACAGUUGGAGAAAGAGGCGAAAAGACUUGCUAAAUUAGAGAAAUUCAAGCAAAAACAGGACAAGAAGGAGACUGAAACUUCUAAUACCAAAAUUAAGCAGAAGAAUGAGAAACCGCAGAAGAAGAAAGAGCAGAAGGAAGCAGCUGUCUACGAUGUAGUGACACCUCCAGGCACCAAGAAAAAUGUAACAAUUCCAAUGCCAGAUGCCUACAGUCCCCAGUUCGUGGAGGCAGCGUGGUACCCUUGGUGGGAAAGCCAAGGUUUCUUCAAACCAGAGUACGGAAGGACGUCGGUCUCUGAGGUGAACCCCAAGGGUAAUUUCGUGAUGGUCAUUCCACCGCCCAAUGUCACAGGUUUCCUCCACCUGGGGCACGCCCUCACCAACGCCGUAGAAGACGCAAUCACCAGAUGGAAUCGCAUGAAGGGUCGUACCACCCUCUGGAAUCCAGGAUGUGACCACGCAGGAAUCGCAACUCAAGUCGUCGUAGAGAAGAAAAUUUGGCGAGAGGAGCAGAAGACACGUCACGACCUGGGGAGAGAUAAAUUCAUAGAGAAGGUGUGGCAGUGGAAAAAUGAAAAGGGAGGCAGAAUUUACGAACAAUUAAAAAAAUUGGGGAGUUCCUUCGAUUGGGAUCGCGCCUGUUUUACGAUGGACCCGAAGCUAUGCAGAGCUGUCACCGAGGCAUUCGUUCGUCUCCACGAUGACAAUAUCAUCUACAGGAGCAACAGACUCGUCAACUGGUCCUGCACGCUGAAGAGCGCCAUUUCCGAUAUCGAAGUCGACAAAGUCGAGCUCACAGGGAAAACCCUUCUUUCAAUUCCAGGGUACACCGAGAAGGUGGAGUUCGGAGUUCUUGUGCAUUUUGCAUAUGAAGUAGAGGAGACGAAUGAGAGAUUAAUUGUAGCAACAACGAGAAUCGAGACAAUGCUGGGAGAUACAGCUAUUGCUGUACAUCCAAACGAUCAACGGUAUCAACACCUCGUUGGAAAAUUCGUGAAGCAUCCCUUCUGCAGCAGAAGAAUUCCCAUCCUCGCUGAUGAUUUCGUGGACAUGGAAUUCGGCUCUGGAGCUGUAAAAAUCACUCCAGCCCAUGAUCCCAAUGACUACGAGGUUGGAAAACGACAUAAUCUGCCAUUUAUCACGAUUUUCAACGACGAGGGCAAUAUCGUCGGGGAUUAUGGGGAAUUCACUGGCAUGAAGAGAUUCCAUGCGAGGAAGGCAAUCCUAACAGCCUUGAAAUCGAAAAAUCUCUUCAUAGAAACCAAGGACAACCCCAUGGUGGUGCCAGUGUGCAGUAGAUCGAAGGAUAUCGUCGAGCCUAUGAUUAAACCCCAGUGGUACAUCCGCUGUGACGAUAUGGCAGCCGAGGCGGUCUCAGCCGUGACAUCAGGUGAACUCCGAAUAAUUCCAGAGCAGCACAAGAAGACGUGGUACCACUGGAUGGAGGGGAUCAGGGACUGGUGCAUCUCCAGGCAGUUGUGGUGGGGCCACAGGAUUCCAGCGUAUUUUAUCACCUUCACUGGCUCUGUAAAACCAAACGAAAUUCCUGACGAUGAGCUCUGGGUGUCAGGGAGAUCCGAGGACGAGGCGAGAGGCAAGGCUUCCAAGAAAUUCAAUGUUCCUGCAAACCAGAUCAGCUUAAAACAGGACCCUGAUGUCCUGGACACCUGGUUCUCCUCAGGAUUAUUCCCUUUUUCGAUAUUCGGAUGGCCCGAUGAGACCGACGAUCUCAAGGCUUUCUACCCUGGAACCCUCUUGGAGACUGGCCAUGACAUCCUUUUCUUCUGGGUCGCCAGGAUGGUAUUCCUGGGGAAAAAACUCCUGGGAAAACUACCCUUCAAGGAAGUAUACCUCCACGCGAUGGUGAGGGAUGCCCAUGGCAGGAAGAUGAGCAAAUCGCUGGGUAAUGUCAUUGAUCCUAUGGACGUCAUCAACGGUGUCACCCUCGAGAAGCUUCAUAAACAGCUGGAGGAAUCCAAUCUCGAUCCCAGGGAACUCAAGAAUGCAAUCGAGGGACAGAAAAAGGAUUAUCCCCAGGGUAUACCUGAGUGUGGCACUGAUGCCCUCAGAUUUGCACUCUGUGCAUACACCUCACAGGGGCGCGAUAUCAAUCUCGAUAUUCUUAGGGUGCAGGGGUACAGGUUCUUCUGUAAUAAAAUCUGGAAUGCCACUAAGUUCGCUAUUAUGUACCUGGGGGACUUCAAGUACAGUGAAGAUACUGAAAAAAUAAAUGUCAACGGAUCAAAAAUUGGGGAUAAUUACUGGUACUCAAAACUGCUUGGAGAAGAGUGCAUUCAAGAUUCAUUGAAUGAUUAUUUAUCGGAAUUCCCGUAUCUUGAUGGGUAUACGCCAUCGCAAGCAGACAGUAAGAUAGUGGAAAUUCUCGACAAGAUAAAAAUAAAUGGGCGAGUUCAUCUCGAGCGUUGGCAGCGGCACAUGCGGAGCUUCAGUCUAGCUGAGAAAAAAUCAUUCAGAUUGGAGAACGGUGACUUUAUGGCUCGAUGCACAUCGAGAUCCUCCUCGACUGUUCCUGGAGGAUUCCAGCUGACAGGCCACGAAACAAAUGUGGACCUCUGGAUGCUGUCUAGAGUGAGUCACGCCGUGAAGAUAUGUGACGAGGGAAUGGCAAAGUACGACUUCAACGCCGUCACCACCGCCUGCUACAAUCUCUGGCUUUAUGAUCUCUGCGAUGUCUAUCUGGAGUACCUGAAGCCAGUCUUCCAGACUGGAGCUCCAGAGCAAAUUCUAGCGGCCAGGAAAGUGCUCUUCAAUACCCUGGAUGUGGGACUGAGACUACUGAGUCCCUUCAUGCCUUUUAUCACUGAAGAACUGUAUCAACGACUGCCGAGGGCCAAAUUAAUGUACCCUAGUAUCUGCGUCAGUCCAUAUCCUGAGGUCUUAGUGUGUCCAUGGAGAAACGAGACAAUCGAGAAAGACGUGGACUUUGUUUAUAAGUUAAUCAAGAGUAUUAGAUCAACUCGAUCAACUUAUGCUUUGCCAAAUAAAAUAAAAACUGAUGCCUACAUCGAGUGCACUGAUCCUGACCUGGAGAAACGUCUCCAGGAGUACAAUCUGAUGAUUGGAACUCUUGCUUAUUCGAAUGUUCUGAGUGGAAAGGCACCGGAAGGAUGUGCUAAAAUCGUAAUCACGAUUGACGUCCACAUUCAUUUAUUACUCAAGGGACUCAUCGAGCCGCAGAAGGAGUUGGAGAAGCUCUCGAAGAAGGAAGACCAGCUGAAAUCAACGAUUCAGAAACUGAAGGAGGCAAUCGCUGCCAGCGAUUACGUGACUAGAGUUCCAGAAGCUGCUCGGAUAAAUAAUUCUGAGAAACUCAGCACCAGUCAGGCGGAUCUCGAGAGACUCUCAGAAGCCAUGGGCACCCUUCGUUUAAUGUUAUGAGGGAUUUCUUAGCAAUGGUCUUUUAUGAGAAACAAUAAUUUAUUAAAAAGAAUAGGAAAUCA